CAGUUGGCCGCUAUUACAGUAGGUAGGCGCUUGAGUGUCCCGCAGGCGCAGAGAGGAGUUGCGCUUCACGCUUUCGCUUCAUGGCUCAGCGGUCUGCUCACCUUGUCCCCAUCGCGCUGCUGGUGUUUGGACUUGCCGGAAUCCUGCUCCUUACUAUUUCCACCGAGGAUGUUCUGGAGGAACCUGAGCUCAGGUAUGGGAUUGUCCUGGAUGCUGGAUCCUCACACACAUCUUUAUACAUAUACAAGUGGCCAGCAAAUAAGCAAAAUGGCACAGCCGUGGUCACCCAGCAUAGCAAAUGUCACGCUGAGGGUGAAGGAAUUGCAAGUUAUGCAGGUCAACCGGGAGCAGCAGGGCAAAGCUUAGAAGCAUGUCUGGAUCACGCAGUGAAGAGCAUCCCAAAAGACAAGCACCAGCUCACACCUGUGUACCUGGGAGCCACAGCCGGCAUGAGGCUUCUGCAUUUAUCUAGUCCAGAGCUGUCCACUCAGAUUCUGAAGGAAGUGGGACAAAAAAUCCAGUCCUACCCUUUCAACUACCGGGGAGCAGCCAUACUGAGUGGCAAAGAAGAGGGGGCAUAUGGAUGGGUCACAGUUAACUAUCUCUCAGAGAACUUUAUUAAGUAUGGCUUUGAGGGGCACUGGUUCAGCCCCAGCAGACCGACAGUGGGAGCUCUCGAUCUGGGUGGCGCGUCCACGCAGAUAACAUUUGCUACUGAGGAAAAAAUCGAGAACAAAGACGAUCUGAUGAAGCUGCGCCUUUAUGGUCAUGAGUAUACUCUGUACACACACAGCUUCCUGUGCUAUGGGAAGGACCAGUUCCUCAUGACACUGCUGGCUCAUAUAAUGGAGUCUCAGGGUUACCCUCAGUCUGUCACUCACCCCUGCUAUCCUGCAGACCACAGCAGGACGGUGAAGCUCAGCAGUAUACUCGACUCUCCAUGUACAGUAAAGUACAAACCCAGCUCCUACGACCCUCAUGCUUCUGUGACAGUACAUGGCAGCGGACACUAUGAAUACUGUCUGGGUAACGUGUCUGAAGUCUUCUCCUUCAACAGCUGUCCCUUCUCCCAGUGCUCAUUUGACAAAGUCUUCCAACCAAAUGUCACCGGAGGUUUCAUGGCUUUCUCUGCUUUCUUCUAUGUUCACUCAUUCCUUCAGCAAGUCACUGGCAUAACUGCUAGCUCUCCUUCAGAACUACAGGAUGUGACCAAAAAAGUGUGCAGCAUGAGUUUCACCCAAAUGAUGCUUCUCGCUCCAGAGCAAAAGUCCCGUUUGCAUUACUACUGUGCUGCCUCUGUGUUUCUCAAUACUCUCAUGUUGAGAGGAUAUGGUUUCAAUGACACAACAUUCCCACACAUUUCUUUUCAGAAGAAGGUUGCUGACACCAUGGUGGGUUGGGCUCUGGGCUACAUGCUGAGUUUAAGCAAUUUGUUGCCAGCAGAGCAACUGGAGCUGAGAAAGGCCCUGACCCCAGGAGUGUGGGGAUCCCUCAUCUUUCUUUUUGUCAUGCUCCUUGCCGCAGUGCUUUCCUUCUGCUUAUUUAGAGUUUAUAAUGGACAGAAUAAGAAAAGAGGCAGUGAAAGCACAAUUUAGCUAAGAAAUUAUGUCAGUUUUUUAUUUUGCUCUGAACACUGACCCGGCAAGGAAGAUUUGGAGCAAAAUUUGAGUUUUAAUUUAAGCAUAUUCUCUGUUAUAUAAUACCAUAGUUUGCUUUUGAAAAAAUAAUUUUUACACUAAUUGACUUAUUUUUAACUAGUGCUAAAUGUAAACUGUGGUUUGUUAAUUGACUGCAAAAGUUUUAACACGACAUAUACAAAAUGUUUUGACUUUAACAUGUUUAUACAGUUUGCUGCUUUAACCUAUAAUUGAGUGGUAUGUAUAAAAUGAGUGAAACCAUUGCAUCAACUUGCUGUGAAUGUAAACUACUUUAAAGCUGACAGUGAGUA
Neolamprologus brichardi is the source of this 1948-nucleotide messenger RNA. Its product is annotated as ectonucleoside triphosphate diphosphohydrolase 2-like. Gene Ontology annotation, molecular function: UDP phosphatase activity; ribonucleoside triphosphate phosphatase activity; GDP phosphatase activity. Gene Ontology annotation, biological process: nucleoside diphosphate catabolic process. Gene Ontology annotation, cellular component: plasma membrane. The record is from RefSeq and is a predicted model, not a curated record. Lineage: Eukaryota; Metazoa; Chordata; Actinopteri; Cichliformes; Cichlidae.